CAAUAAUUCAUGCAUCGAGAGAAUAACAAGGCUUCCUCAUUACUCUUAAUCCACCAUGACUAGCAUCAUAUCCUAUAAAAUACUUGCUUUUGCAACCCUAUUUCAACCAUAAACUCAGAAACAAAUUUUGAUUUUUCUCAAACAUUGUGCAUCCUCAAAGGAACUGUGACUUUCCCAAAAUCAGAACUUGAAAAAAAUCAGCUUGCAUUUAUCUCUACAUUGAACAAGAAGGAACUUUGGGUUUGCUAUACUAGCUGCUUUGGUAUAUCAUUUUGAGAGUGAAGCUCUUUGAAAAAUGGAAGGUAGUGUGGCAUAUGAGAAUGAUCUAAACCUCGAGGCAACUGAACUAAGAUUAGGGUUACCCGGAACAGAUGAAAGAGAGGAACAAACAGUUUCCAAUGUUAGAAACAACAAGCGACCAUUGCAGGUGGCUGAUGAGGAAUGUGGAGCAAAUGGCAAAUCUAAUACUCAAAAUGAAACUGCCCCUCAUGCCAAAGCACAAAUUGUGGGGUGGCCACCAAUCCGGUCCUAUAGAAAGAAUAACUUUCAGCCAAAGAAAAGUGAGUGUGAGGGUCCUGGGAUCUACGUGAAAGUAAGCAUGGAUGGAGCAGCAUACCUAAGAAAGAUUGACCUGAAAGUUUACACUGGGUACCCGGAGCUCCUGCGGGCUUUAGAGAACAUGUUCAAGUUCACCUUAGGUGAGUACUCAGACAGAGAAGGCUACAAAGGAUCAGAUUAUGCACCAACUUAUGAAGACAAGGAUGGAGACUGGAUGCUAGUUGGAGAUGUUCCCUGGGAAAUGUUCAUCACAUCAUGCAACAGACUAAGAAUCAUGAAAGGAUCAGAAGCCAGGGGCUUAGGUUGUGGUGUAUGAGAAAAUUGUCUCUACCAACAACAACACAUCCAAGAGCAAGGAAAAAACAGAAGAUCCAUCUUUCUCAUGGAGAGAAAAAUCUUUCAGCUUGGGUUCUCGAAGGAGAUUUUUGGAUCUGAUUCUCAGUCUCCUCCGUAGGUAGUCUGGUCAGAAAAUUCGACCGACUAGGAGAGUUUAGAAAUAAAACAGAAAAUAUAAAGGAGGAGUUCACAUUUUCUUUGCUCAGAAGUUUGGCUGCAGCAAACAUAUUUGGUGGUUUGAGCAUCUGUUACUGUGUUUUGCUAUUUUACUCAUCAAACCAAAACUAGAUACAAGAAUCUGUUGCUUCAUGUGCUACUUUGUAAAAAAAAAAAAUUGAAGAAAAAAGGUCACAAACAAGUUUUGGCUUGUAAUAUGAAGAAACAAAGUUGUAUUUCAGCUGUGUGUCUCUGUACAAUUACAUUUACAUAUAUGAAAUGUAUUUCUCCAGAA
Durio zibethinus is the source of this 1345-nucleotide messenger RNA. RefSeq names its product auxin-responsive protein IAA4-like. Lineage: Eukaryota; Viridiplantae; Streptophyta; Magnoliopsida; Malvales; Malvaceae. Gene Ontology annotation, cellular component: nucleus. The record is from RefSeq and is a predicted model, not a curated record. Gene Ontology annotation, biological process: regulation of DNA-templated transcription.